ACUACAACCCAUACUCGUUCUCGGAUCAACGAAACGGUAUCGUCAUGCUGUCUUUUCACGGAAUUUUUCAUCUGAUAUUUUGGUGAGGUAGACAAACGGAAAGCCGAGCAAUGUAGUGAGUGGGGGGAUGGUCGUGGUCGGGUUCUGGGUCUUUGACAGUGAUGCAACAGGCCGCACCGCCGCUGGGUCGCUCCGAUGCCCUUCUUCCAUGGGGAUAAGGGUUCCCCGCAUAUGUGCGUGUACAUACAUACAUACAAUGGGGGUGAGGCAAAAAGUACAUGGCCCCCGGGAGGGUGGUGGGUGGGUUGAGCUAUCGGAGGGCCAGCUCGAGACAAGGCAGAUGUCAUCUCUUGGCUUUUGAGAAGAUGGGACCCUUUAAGCGGUGCAUUCCCACCCCCCUUUUCGUCGAUUGAAAGGAUUUUCUUGUUCAAUUUUUGAUCGAGAUAUUUUGUGAAGUGUGAUUGAACCUGCAUUCUGCAGGAGCCAGACAACUGCCGAAUUGUCAUUGUUUUGUUUGCACCAACCAACAAACUUACAUACCCAGGAACAACCAACAACCACAAUGGGCGCCGCAAAAGGAACAGCCCUCAAAACCCUCCAGUUUCUCCUCCGCACCCUCCAGUUCUGCUGCGCGGCCCUCGUCCUGGCAGUCUAUGCUUACUUCCUCACCACUCUCAGCACCCACUCCCUCCCCAUCGGGACCUUCGUCCGGGCAGUCCUCGGCAUAGCCGGCGCAGCAACCGCUUACACAAUCCUCGCUUUUCUGUUACUAUGUUGCGCCCCGGGCCACCCAUUCCCGAGCUUUCUGAUGAUGGUGCUUGAUGUGGCGUUCAUCCCCUGCUUUGGGUACAUCGCCGGGGUGAACAGACACGGGGUAGGUAACUGCACGGGCGAGGUCGACACCGUGCUGGGGGUGGGGAAUAGUUGGAGUGAGAGGGGGGGUUUGCAGUAUGGGACCGCGUGUGAGAUGGCGAAGGCGGUUUUUUCGGUGGCUGUUGCUGCUUGCAUCCUCUUCGCCCUCUCCUGCCUGGUAAACCUCGCCCUGGCCCGCCACCGCAAGAGAGAGAAACGGUUCGGACCGUCCCCCGCAAACGACUACACCGCCGGGUACGGCAAGAAAAAGAACCGUUUCAGCGCGCUGUUCGGUCGGAGAAGAGGCGGGCAACAACAAACAGAUUUGGGGCCGGAUCCGAACGCCCUGCCUGUUCACACCACGCCGGAUGAGGUGAGGAAUAGCUAUGGGACUGAUAACACCAGGGUGGCGAGCAACCAGGGGUAUGGCGGGCUUGCAGCAGCUCAAAAGUAUGAGCAGCAGACGCUGCAUUCGCCUGGGGUUGCGAAUGGCGAUAUGGGGUUGAUGAACGGGAGUGGAAACGGGUAUGCUAAUAGUGGCAAUGGGUUUACCAACGGUAACACGUACGGGAACGGGCAUACGUAUGAUGGGAGCGGUAAUGGAUAUGGGAAUCUUCCGCCUCCGCAGCCAGCGGCGAGGUAUUGGAACUCAAAUACACACACGGGAGGCUAUCGGGGGUGAGAGAAAACAGCAUGGAAGUGUAAGAUACGUCGGGUGAAAGAGUGUGUAGGGGGGAUUUACGGCAAGUAUUGGGGAGGAUUACUUUCGUUGCUCUCAAAAGCUCCAUUUACUUUGUAACUUUACCAAGAAGGGAUAAUCUGGGGUUCGGGCAAUUUGUACAUAUAGGUAUUUUGCACAUAACUCAAAAUCAAGAGUCAUUGCUUAUC
This is a messenger RNA of Podospora bellae-mahoneyi, 1740 nucleotides long. RefSeq lists its product as uncharacterized. NCBI's taxonomy places the organism in Eukaryota, Fungi, Ascomycota, Sordariomycetes, Sordariales, Podosporaceae. The record is from RefSeq and is a predicted model, not a curated record. The coding region runs from base 563 to 1534 and encodes 323 amino acids. The transcript has 2 exons.